This is a messenger RNA of Corticium candelabrum, 1425 nucleotides long. RefSeq names its product kelch domain-containing protein 10-like. The transcript has 12 exons. Gene Ontology annotation, biological process: positive regulation of stress-activated MAPK cascade. Gene Ontology annotation, molecular function: protein binding. The record is from RefSeq and is a predicted model, not a curated record. NCBI's taxonomy places the organism in Eukaryota, Metazoa, Porifera, Homoscleromorpha, Homosclerophorida, Plakinidae. The coding region runs from base 35 to 955 and encodes 306 amino acids.
CACGCGCAUGCGCAUUAUAAACACAAUAUGCUAAAUGGAUGAACGCGAUCCGCUGCUGAAUCGACUGCGGCCCAUUGCAAUUCCAGAAGGAUGCGUUAAGCCGCAUGCGCGAAGCGGCCACCGAUCUGUCGCUAAUCAGUCAGCGCUUUAUGUUUUCGGCGGUUAUCACGGCGACGGACACAAGCUCUUCAGAGAGAUUUGGAAGUUUGAUGUUCACAGAGAAGAAUGGGAAUGCAUACAGUGCAGCGGGGAUGGACCGACGUCUGUAGCGUCUAGUUCAGUGGUAAUGAGUGGUGAUGUAAUAAUCACAUUUGGAGGCUCAGGAGUUCCAUUUGGUUAUUCAAAUAGCAACGAAAUUCAUUUGCUGAGUAUCAAAAGCCAUCACUGGUCGCGUCUCCAGUGCUCAGGCAACGUUCCCGAAUCUCAGUAUGGAACGAGUGCAGCUCUUACAAGAUAUGGACAGAUCGUGUUGUUUGGUGGUACGUCGGGUUCAUUAUUUAAUGCGGAUGUUCACAUCUUGGAUUUAAGAACAAAGUCUUACAAGGAAGUGAAAGCGAUGGGAGCACCGAAGCCGAGAUAUCGUCAUGAGGUCGUGUGGGAUGACGAUCGGUUCUAUACAAUCGGUGGCUGCACUUUACGAGAGGAUUUCCCAUUUGAUAUUAUUCAUUCGUUUGAGUAUGACACAAUGACUUGGCAUCAACAUCACUGCAGUCCAGCUAUGUCGGACGGAUUUCCUUCUCCAAGACGUUUUCACAGCUGUGCCAAAUACGGAGACAAUGUCUAUAUGUGUGGUGGAACGACUUUCCUCGAUCAUAUUUACAAUGACGUCUGGCGUCUCGAUUUGACGACCUUCCAAUGGACAAAAAUGUGGCAAACUCUUCCAACACCGGUCUUCUUCCCCACAGUGCAGCUUUCACUCCAGCUGGAUGUCUUUAUGUAUUUGGUGGGUGCAUGACGCUUCUCGGAACCGAAAGAUCAGAUCAGAUCUUCAAGGUGUGGCCGUUCGUUCCCAAACUACGAGAACUCUGUUGGAUGCAUCUUCUCCGUCACUUCCCCGUACUAAAACGUUUACCUGCAAAUCAUCUACUUCUCCUGGGCAUACCUCCAACGUUCGCACAACGACUCGACACAACAACUGCUGCAUCAUAAGACAAAAGCGACACAUUCGAUAUUCUAGGUAAACAAGUUCCGGGAUAUUCAAGGUCCCGGAUGUUUAGUAAGGUAUUAAUAUUAAAUGCAUAAUUGUAAGGUACUUUGUGCUAGUUGGUGAGCAUGUAUAUAACGUGGUACACAUGUUAGUCGCUCUAUUCUGAUAAUGGCAUAAAAGCGCUGUACCAUAUUCAGUAGUUUGAUGGCUGAACUGACAGUGACGACGAAGUUUGUUGAGUACAUGUAUGUGAGAAUAAAGUCUAGUGUGUAGAUGGA